AUGGUUGUUUCAUCUGAAACUGCAUCUUUCGCUUAUCAAUCGACCACUGUGGUCAUGCUAAACAUGAAGCCUAGUCAAAAUCUAAUUCUCGAUCAUACCGCCUCAUGCUACAAUGAAGCCCUAAGGCCGAUGGUGGAAUGUUUGUGUGUCUCGCCACUGGCUCAAGCUCUAACCAUGGCAAAAUUCGUUCCUCUCAUCCAUCUUUCAAAGGCAUAUUUUUCUGCUUCUUUCGUUCAAGUGGAUGAUGUGAUUCACUUUGAGGUUGCUUCAUGUAAUACCUUUAUUACCAAAGCUCUUCUCUGCAGAAUGUUAAGGUUUGGUUCAUCUGACAUCCUUGUUGAUCCUAAUUCGAUUUCCGCAACUGUUCUAAUCGACUUGUUUUUACCAAAUGGGCUACAUUGGGGAUCUGUCUCUGUUAUCCAAGUUCAAGAAGCCCAAUCUUCCUCCCAUGUGGAAUGGUCUAUUCACGUUGUUGUUCAAGAACUUCUCUGA
Messenger RNA from Lactuca saligna, 492 nucleotides. Lineage: Eukaryota; Viridiplantae; Streptophyta; Magnoliopsida; Asterales; Asteraceae. The record is from the annotation of a GenBank genome assembly.